UAUUUGGUCUGCAGAGUUGCGGAUGGCGCGUUAGGAAUGUGUAUGUAUAAGAAUAUUGCAUGUGUGUGAUUGUGGAGGCGGGGCCCUGAAGAGAUGCCGUCCAAUAAGAGUGUGUCUGAUGCGCCAAUAACACAGUUUGUCAACUGUAGAAUCCUCAAAGACCACAGACUACAGAGGGAGGAUCUCUGGGUGAGGGAGGGCAGGAUUUUGGAUCCUGAGAAGUUGUUUUUUGAUGAGAAAGGUUCUGCAGAUUACAGAGUUGACUGUGCCGACAGAAUCAUUGCCCCUGGCUUCAUAGAUGUACAAAUUAAUGGUGGCUAUGGCAUUGACUUCUCCCAGGCAUCCAGUAACAUCAGAGGGGGAGUGGCUCUGGUUGCCAAAAAGAUUCUGGAACAUGGUGUCACCUCCUUCUGCCCCACCCUUGUCACCUCUCCACCUGCCAUAUAUCACCAGGUCAUCCCAGAGAUCGAAGUUCAUAAAGGAGGUCCUGAAGGGGCAGCAGUUAUAGGUCUCCAUCUCGAGGGUCCUUUUAUCAGUUUAGAGAAGAGAGGUGCUCAUCCUCACCAGUUUAUCCGGACCUUUAGUAAAGGUGGCGUGUCGGACUUGAUCGAGACAUACGGACAGCUUGAGAAUGUUGCCAUGGUUACAUUGGCACCAGAGCUUGACAACAGCAGGCCAGCGAUCCAGGAGCUUACCAAGAGGGGUAUCGCUGUGUCAGUGGGACACUCCAUGGCUGAUUUGUCACAGGCAGAGGAGGCUGUUCAUAACGGAGCCUCUUUUAUCACACACCUCUUCAACGCUAUGCUGCCUUUUCACCAUCGGGACCCCGGAAUUGUGGGAUUGUUGACGAGUGACUGCCUGCCAGCAGGAAGGAGUGUGUUUUACGGAAUGAUAGCGGACGGCAUUCACACACACCCUGCUGCACUGCGCAUAGCAUACAGAGCCCAUCCUACAGGUGUGGUGUUGGUGACUGAUGCUGUUCCAUCGAUGGGUCUUCCUGCUGGUCAUCACACACUUGGACAGCAAGAGAUUCACAUCCAGGGACUUCAUGCUUAUGUAGCAGGAACCACAACACUGAGUGGUAGUAUUGCCACAAUGAACAUGUGUGUGAAACACUUCAAACAGGCAACAGGCUGUAGCACUGAAGCUGCAUUAGAAGCUGCAUCAUUACAUCCUGCACAGCUGCUGGGUCUUAGUGACCGUAAAGGAACUCUUAAUUAUGGCUCAGAUGCAGAUUUUGUGGUGCUGGAUGAUUCUCUGUCUGUCAGAGAAACAUACAUCGCUGGACAGCAAGUGUGGAAGAACUGACAUCAUCAUUCAGGACACUGCCCUACUCCACUGUGAUUGGACAUCUCACACAAACAAACGAAACAUCUCUCUCUCACACACACGCACACAUAAAACAGACAGACAUUACUGUGACCCAGGGCAGACUGUAAUGGAUUUUUCAAACAUUUUUAUUUUUAUUUGUUUUUUUUCAAAAUUGUUAAUACUAAUAGAUGAAAUAUCAGUAAUGGUUAUCAACAUCAAUAAAGAAAUAUAUUCAUUGUA
Messenger RNA from Chanos chanos (milkfish), 1551 nucleotides. It is a transcript of the gene amdhd2, whose product is annotated as amidohydrolase domain containing 2. The record is from RefSeq and is a predicted model, not a curated record. The transcript has 12 exons. Bases 94 to 1308 code for a protein of 404 amino acids. NCBI's taxonomy places the organism in Eukaryota, Metazoa, Chordata, Actinopteri, Gonorynchiformes, Chanidae. Gene Ontology annotation, biological process: N-acetylglucosamine catabolic process. Gene Ontology annotation, molecular function: N-acetylglucosamine-6-phosphate deacetylase activity.